GCUUAUUACUUCCUCUUUCUUGUGUAUUUUUCCCUAUCAAAUUUAAGCAAGAAAGAACAACUAUUAACUCAAAGUAGAAUACGUACAAGACAAAUAAUGGUUCCCAUAAGGUUAAGUAGCUUUAUAUUUAUGCUCAUGUUUACUUUGCUUGAAGCUAGAGACUCCAUUUUUAAGCACCGCCCUCUUUAUCAUCAAGGGGUUUUGGAGGCGAAAAUCACAAGAAAUGAAAUUAUAGAAGCUAAAGGGAUUCAUCAAAACAUAGUUGCCAAGGAAAUCAAGCCCAUACCUACUAUUCCAGAGGAAGAAGGCAAGAAAAUGAUGUUAAAUGGAAGGAAAUUGGCGUCGAAAGAUGAGUUCAAGAAAGAGAAGCCAAACACGAAAGAAAAGGAGCUAGCUAAGAUGCAAAUGGAUAGUAGGAGUUCAAAGACCUCAGGAAGGAACAGCAGUCCAUCUAGAAUGCAGAGCUCAAAACCAAAACUUGAGGACAAAAAAACCAAGGAGGUAACAGAUGAGCAGACAAGCAAUGCCAGAAAACAGAAAGGGAAAAGUGUAGGAACAACAAAUGAAAGCUUCCAGAAGCUAAAAUCCCAUGAACUUGAAGCUGCUAAUGAGAAGUGGACGACUUUGAUGAACAGAGACUACCCCGGAAACGGUGGUGGUCGCCGUAACCCUCCCACCAACAAUCGUUAG
This is a messenger RNA of Chenopodium quinoa (quinoa), 690 nucleotides long. RefSeq lists its product as uncharacterized. Bases 97 to 690 code for a protein of 197 amino acids. Gene Ontology annotation, biological process: regulation of root meristem growth. Lineage: Eukaryota; Viridiplantae; Streptophyta; Magnoliopsida; Caryophyllales; Amaranthaceae. Gene Ontology annotation, molecular function: growth factor activity. The transcript has 5 exons. The record is from RefSeq and is a predicted model, not a curated record.